Pterocles gutturalis (yellow-throated sandgrouse) is the source of this 1802-nucleotide messenger RNA. It is a transcript of the gene KLHL17, whose product is annotated as kelch-like family member 17. Lineage: Eukaryota; Metazoa; Chordata; Aves; Pterocliformes; Pteroclidae. The record is from RefSeq and is a predicted model, not a curated record. The transcript has 11 exons. Bases 30 to 1802 code for a protein of 590 amino acids. Gene Ontology annotation, molecular function: protein binding.
GGCAAGCCCACCAUCGACCACCUGCAGCCAUGGAAGGAGGCGUGCAGCUUCUCAACCGAGAUGGCCACAGCAUCUCCCACAACUCCAAGCGGCACUAUCACGACGCCUUCGUGUGCAUGAACCGCAUGCGCCAGCGCGGGCUGCUCUGCGACAUCGUGCUCCAUGUGGGCACCAAGGAGAUCAAGGCCCACAAGGUGGUGCUGGCGUCCUGCAGCCCGUACUUCCACGCCAUGUUCACAAAUGAGAUGAGCGAGAGCCGCCAGACCCACGUCACGCUGCACGACAUCGACCCGCAGGCUCUGGAGCAGCUGGUGGAAUACGCUUACACGGCCGAGAUCGUGGUGGGCGAGGGGAACGUGCAGACACUUCUUCCUGCUGCCAGCCUGCUUCAGCUGAACGGUGUGCGGGAUGCUUGCUGCAAGUUCCUUCUCAGCCAGCUCGACCCAUCCAACUGCCUGGGGAUCCGGGGUUUUGCUGACACGCACUCCUGCAGCGACCUCCUCAAGUCUGCGCACAAAUACGUCCUCCAACACUUUGUGGAGGUGUCCAAGACAGAGGAGUUCAUGCUGCUGCCUCUUAAACAGGUGCUGGACCUCAUUUCUAGCGACAGCCUCAACGUGCCGUCAGAGGAGGAGGUGUACCGGGCUGUGCUCAGCUGGGUCAAACACGACGUGGACAGCAGGAGACAGCAUGUCCCCAGGCUCAUGAAGUGCGUGCGGCUGCCCCUGCUGAGCCGGGAUUUCCUCAUGAGCAACGUGGACACCGAGCUGCUGGUGAGGCAUCACUCGGAGUGCAAGGACCUGCUGAUCGAAGCCCUCAAGUACCACCUCAUGCCGGAGCAGAGAGGGGUCCUGAGCAACAGCAGGACGCGGCCGCGGCGCUGCGAGGGGGCCAGCACCGUGCUCUUCGCCGUGGGUGGAGGGAGCCUGUUCGCCAUCCACGGGGACUGCGAGGCUUACGACACGCGGACGGACCGGUGGCACAUGGUGGCCUCCAUGUCGACGCGCAGGGCCAGGGUGGGCGUUGCGGCCAUUGGGAACAAGCUGUACGCCGUGGGCGGCUACGAUGGGACCUCUGAUUUGGCCACGGUGGAGUCCUACGAUCCUGUCACCAAUUCCUGGCAACCCGAGGUGUCCAUGGGCACCAGGAGGAGCUGCCUGGGUGUCGCAGCGCUUCACGGGCUUCUCUAUGCUGCUGGGGGCUACGAUGGGGCCUCCUGCCUGAACAGCGCAGAGCGGUACGACCCUCUGACAGGCACCUGGACAUCCAUCGCUGCCAUGAGCACCAGGAGACGCUACGUCCGGGUGGCAACGCUAGAAGGCAACCUCUACGCUGUUGGGGGAUAUGACAGCUCAUCCCACUUAGCCACUGUAGAAAAGUAUGAGCCCCAGGUCAACACCUGGACGCCCAUCGCCAACAUGCUGAGCCGGCGGAGCAGCGCAGGGGUGGCCGUGCUGGAGGGGAUGCUCUACGUGGCUGGCGGCAACGAUGGGACCAGCUGCCUUAACUCUGUUGAGCGCUACAACCCCAAAACCAACACGUGGGAGAGCGUGGCACCCAUGAACAUCCGGAGGAGCACCCACGACCUGGUGGCCAUGGACGGGUGGCUGUACGCAGUGGGUGGCAACGACGGCAGCUCCAGCCUCAACUCCAUUGAGAAGUACAACCCCCGUACCAACAAGUGGGUCGCAGCCUCCUGCAUGUUCACACGCCGGAGCAGCGUGGGGGUGGCUGUACUGGAACUCCUCAACUUCCCUCCCCCCUCCUCGCCCACCCUGUCGGUGUCUUCGACGAGCCUUUGA